Homalodisca vitripennis (glassy-winged sharpshooter) is the source of this 9201-nucleotide messenger RNA. RefSeq lists its product as uncharacterized. The record is from RefSeq and is a predicted model, not a curated record. Bases 155 to 3568 code for a protein of 1137 amino acids. Gene Ontology annotation, molecular function: protein binding. NCBI's taxonomy places the organism in Eukaryota, Metazoa, Arthropoda, Insecta, Hemiptera, Cicadellidae. Gene Ontology annotation, biological process: regulation of transcription by RNA polymerase II. The transcript is spliced from 5 exons. Gene Ontology annotation, cellular component: nucleus.
GAUAACUGUGCAAUGCUGGAAACGAUUGUUUUUCUGCUUUUUUCGUGAUAGACGUUGCGUACCACAAUGAUUGUUAGAAAAAUUUUGGAAUAUUGUGGAUAUUCUACAUUUUAUUCAUUGUUUUAUCUGUGAGUGUGCUGCCAAACAAAUAAAGAUGAGCGGGAUAACGGCAGCUGCACCUGUGCCCGCCCCAGGUACCCGUUUCAUGGUACAGUGGGAGGAACAUCCAAUGCACUUGGCCACCAGACUCGGGUACCUGCUGGAGCAUCAGUCUCUGGUUGAUGUCACUCUGAUGUGCAACACUCAUACCCUCAAGGUGCAUCGUUCCGUGCUCGCUGCCUGCAGUCCAUAUUUUGAGUCAGUUCUACAGAGACAGCUGGGAAACCACCCUCUGAUAGUGUUGAAGGACAUGAAGUUUUGUGUGCUGAAGUCACUGAUAGAGUUCAUGUACUGCGGCGAGACCAGUGUCACUGAAGAAAACCUCAAUCCUCUUAUGGAGGCAGCCAAGUUCUUUGAGGUGAAAGGACUGUGUACAAUGUCAAAGGAGGUGCUUGGAGGAGAACGUCCUUCACCGAACAAACCAGUGACUGCCAACCCAGUGAAUGGAACCAGCAAUAGCAUUGCAGAUAUCAUCCCCACGUCCAGCUACCGAGGGCGAGGACGCAGGCCAGGGGUUGGACGUGGCCGUAGAAACCUGUCUACUAUGUUAGUACCCCCUCCUACAGGACAAGGAGCUCCUCAAGCAGAGACUGCCCAAAUCAUGUUGAGUCUGUCAAGCAACACAGCCGGGACUGGAGGUACACUACAAACUACCAGCCGCAACGUGCGGAUCAGUCCUAACAGCCGUGUGGGGCGGCCCCUGCAGCCGGUGUCAGCCUUGCUUCGCAAUGGGUCUCUGGAUACAACAGACCUCAGAGCUCUACGUGAGCAGCUCAACCUGGAACCGCGAAGGAGAGGGCGCAGGCGACAGAACUUUGGCCUGGGCCGUGGCAGGAUCAAAGAUCUGGGGGAUAGUAAGUUUGGUAUUCAAAAUAUCAAGAAAGAAAUGGAUGACAUCCAACAGAAAGACGGAAUACUUGUCAAGCCAUUGGACUCUAAAGUUAACCUCUUUGGAAAUAAUGGUAACAAUGACGCAAAAAGUCCGUUAUUGGCCUCUUUACUCUCUAAAGCUGAAGCUCUUGCCAAAGCUAAGGUAAAAACUGAAAAUGAUGGUGAGGAAGGGCAGACCUCUGAACAAGAAACUGUAUUGUAUCAGUUUGAUGGAGAAUCAAGUGGAGCUACAAAAUAUUUGGAUGCUCUAAAAGAAGCAGGUCUGCCUACUGAUGUACCGGUGUUGAUUGACAAUGGAGACGGUAACUAUGUGACCUUAACUGAAGAUGUGCUUAUGAAUGUUCUUGGGAACAAUGAGGAGUUCCAAUUCCAAGUCACCGAGGCAACUCUCGAGCAAGGUGAUGUUAGCGAGGGGAUUGUUUUGCAGGAUGGAACUAUCAUGAUGACAGGAAAGAAUGGUAAGUCAGAUCUUACUGGACCACUUCUGACAGUUAGUAACAAAGGAAAACCUGUUACCAUAAAAGGUAUUAAAGAAGUAAAAGGAAAACGGGGUCCUAAGCCGAAGCAAAUUAUCGUGAAGGAUAUGCAAGGAGGCAAAUCAGAAGACAUAAUUUCACCUCAGAAAGGAGCGAAGAAAGAAUCAGGCCAAAAAUCAGCCCAGGAGAUGAUCAAUGACGCUGUUUUAGAGAGUUUGAAGAAUGGAGCUGCCAGUGAAGCGGAAACAGACCCUGAUGCUGUUGUCUUGUAUGAGGUCACUGAUAAUGAUCAAGUUUGUAAAUACGUUGUUUCUUCCAAGGAAAUUAGUGCUUUGAAAGCUUUGAAUGAACAAAUUGAAAAACAAAAGAGACAGAAUUCGCCUGGUGAGAAGAAGAGUCCUUUAUCCACUCUCAUGAACGGAAAAGCUAACAUUGCUGAGAUAAAAUUGACUGUACCCAAGAAUUCAAGAAAGUCAAUUGUUUCUGAGGUUUUAGCUAGAGCACACAGUCUUGAACAUCAAGUGAGUACUGGCUUACUAGACCAGCCUUCACAGGAGAAUCAUGGAGAUAAAGAUAAAGUAGACUCUCCACAGUUAUUGGAUAUAAACAUGGAAACAGAUGUUCUUAAUGAUAGUUCACAACUAAUGAAUAUGAACCCGGCAAGAGAUAAUCUAGAAAAUCCCAGUACAAUGGAUCUGAGUGAGGAGGCCCAAGUGUUAGGGGUAGAUAACAGCAUGGUGGUGUUGAACGAUGAGAGUGGGAUAAUGGAACUCAAAGAGCACGAUGAAGAUAUCAAUAUGAGUGACAGUGAACAUCUUAUUGUUAUGAAUAAUAACAACCAAAUUUUGCAACAGGAAGGAAUUGACUUAGCAGAGGAACCUAGUGAGGAUUCUCAAUUGAUGCAGAUAAAUGAGAGUAGUCAAGAUGGUGGGGAAACUGAGGGAGCAGCAGGAGUUGUGAAUGAGGAAACUGAUGAAAGUGUUCCACAGUCUGGAAGAGACAUGCCUUUGUUGGAAACUGACCCACAAUUAGUUGAACUUCAGUUUAUUAAUGGGAAUGGUCAGAAAAUUGAAGAUUACAGGGUAGAGGGCACUGUCCUCAGUCACAAAGAAAUAUCUGAGAUUACAGGACUCGAUUCACAUCAAGGGAAAGACUCAGAUGUGAUCGGUCUUUUAGACAUGGUCUGCGAAGAAGCUGCAGCACAAGAAGACAUAAGUAACCAGGUUUUGAAUGAUGUAAACACUCUAAAACAAAAUGUGUCUUCAGUUGAAGCAAUGGGGAGUGUAACAUCUGUAGAAAAUUCUAUUGUUCAAUCAGAAUACAAUUUAGCUAAGGAUGAGAAUGGUUUCACAAGAACAGAGCAUUUGGUGUUAGAAGAAGUACAAAAUAUUGAUUCAAGGCACUUACAGUCAACAGAGAUGUCACUGGAUGAAGGCGAGUGUCCAGAUUUGUCUGUGGAACAAGCUUUACAGGCGAUGAUGGGUGAUGAGAAUAGCACAGAAGUAGAGACCCAGGAGUUUGGUGAAGAACAUAAACAUGAAGAUGAGUCUCAAGAAGAGACUUCAUUACAUCAGUUAACUAAUGUGCCACCAGAAUCGGGCACGACUAAUUUAGUUAAUCCAAAUAGUUUUGAAUUUGUUUAUGAUGCUAACGAAAACCCACCUAAUGAAAGCAUAGAAAUCUCUCUACAACCUGAAACACACAUACUAUCUGAACUAAGUACAAAUGAAACCGUAGAAGCUGAGGUCACUGAGGGAGGGGGAACUGAAGAGGCUAUUAUAGUCUCUCCCACAAAAGAUGUGCCAUUUGCUGUGGGUCUGCUUCCACUGAAAGAUGCCCUUGUACAAAUUCAAUCCAUUCCUGAAUAUCAACCAAGGAAAACAAGGUCUGGAAGCACAUGUAAGAUGGAAACUCCUGGAUCUAAACGUCGAUCGUCAGUUGAAAAUUUUGCAGAAGGAUCAGUUAAGAGACGGAAAAGUGUUGAAGACGAAAAUUCUUCAAGCCUUCUUACAGAAGAGGAGAAUGCCCUCUCACUUACGUGAGCAUUAAUAAUUCAAUUUAUUGUUUUUAUUUUAGUUUAUUUAUCCAAAGAGCUUUUUCAUAAUUUCUUCCUUACUUUUCGGUCCACUCUAAUUGUAAGUUUUUUUAAUUGUUAAUAGAGUGAUUUCUAUUUUAUUUUGUCUCCUGUGUAAAUAAUACAACUUUGUUUAAAUCAGUUGAUUGGUUUAGUUUGUAAAUUGCAAAAAGUGUAAAUAAUAGAAAAAUUCUAUCUUUUAUGUUUAAGCUACAUCACGAAGUGAGACACAGUUUUAGAGUAGUGACAAUAAACGUUGUAAUAACGGUUCUUACAAUACCAUGAGUGAUUUUAUACUUCAAAAUAUUUAACUCUUCUUCACAUUGUUAUGGUGUACCAUUUUGUUUCUAAACUUUGUAAAUGGUAAGAAAUUUUGUUAACUUGUUUUGGCUAGUUUUGUUAACAGUAAUAAAAUAUAUUUUAUUGACAGUUGAAUUUUCUUUUUAAUAAAUAGAUUUUAAAAUUAAAAAUUAUUUUAACUUAUAACUUAUAUUUUAAGAAUAAUGUCUUAUGUUUUAAUUUAUAAUGUCAUUACUUCACUUCCGUUUGCAUGAAUAUUAAAAUCCAAUAGUUAUAGUUAUAACAUUAUAUUUGUCUUGCAUGACUAUUUUCGUAUUUAUUUAAAAUUUUAAGUUGCAUUCAAUAAAAUAUGUAGUUAAUUUAUAUAGUAUGACAUAAGCUGUACAUGAGUUAAAUGUGAUCAGUAAGUGUAAUCCAUUUCAGAGCCAUCAAAUCCAGAAACUUUGUAAUUCUACCAUUUUUAAUUAUAAAUUUUGUAGUUUUAUACCAUUAUGAUAGUCUCAAAUAAGUUUUUGUUCACUUACAAUUGUAUUAUGUACCUAAUAAGUGAUGGUUAAACUCAAACAACAUCACAUUCGAUUUAAAUUUAGCAUCUAAAAUUCAUCUAUUCCGUUUAAUGCAGGGUAAUUCAAAAGUCGUGGGAAAUUUUAAUAAUUUGUGAAAUGAUCCAACUUUCAGAACAGAAGUGAAAUUUAACAUACAACUUUAAAAAACUACUCCUUCAUAUCAUCAGUGACAUUUCAGGGAACUAAUCUUGUGGAGUCAUUGGAUAAUAUAAAAAUACAUAGAAGCCCUCAAGUGGGAAAGUCACUGAUGGUAUAAAAUUGUGUGCCUUGGACUCUAUGUUGUAGUUCUGAGUUUGUCUUUUAUAAGUUAUAUUACUUAAUUAUUAUUUACUAUUAACUUCUUUACAGCUUCUGACGAAAUCCAUUCUACACAUACUUUUGCUGAAAAGGGGUGUUGUUAAGUUAUUUCAUCAUUCUAAAUUUUGUUAUUUUUUAUUACAUUGUUUGAAGAAUCUCGCAUCUGAACUAUAUAUCAAUAUGUAGAGUCUUGGAGCAUUGGAAAAACGGUUUAUUGUAGUAUCACUAGAUAAAGGAAUACAACAUUUUCCAAUAUAUAAUUUUUUAUUUUGUGCAAGGCCUUUCUGAAUCAAAGAUUCCAUCAUCAGGCACUUCAGUGUUAAUUUGUGAAGUGCCUGAUGAUGGAAUCUUUGAUAGUUCAUUUACAGAAUUAUAGUUAUGUUCAUCAAUAUGUACUCUAUGAAAAACCAUUAUUAAUCAAACUGUCCUACAACCUUUAGAAGGUUCCCUAAUCACAGUACAGUAAUAUAAUAACAGAUCCAUCACUUCAGAAUCAAAAUUUUACCGAUCAAUUGUUUCUAAGUCUAGGUAUUUUUUUUUGUUUAUAUCAUAUAAGUAUUAAAUUCCGUCACAAUUUAUAAUUUCAUAUUUUAUUUAAUCAACUGAUUAUUAUUAUCAUCAUCAUCAUUCAGAAAUAUGGUGGGUAUCAUGCAGUAUGUUUUUGAUCUGAUCUGAGAAGUAAAAGUAGAACUGGGUUACUAAAAACUUUCAAUAUUUCAUGAAAGCAAGAAAGUAAUAUAGGUGUUACAUUAACAAGUCUCCCUCAUUUCCAGCUGUUGAUGAGGAUGUCACUGACACCACUGUGCUUGAAGUUUGGAGGGUACUUCGCUGUAUCAAUAUUUUGAUAAAGACAAAUUGCAUGAUAAGCACCUGAUAUUAAUUUAGUUUGUUUUAAGUUGACGUUUCUUUCAUAUUGGUUGAAUCUAUUCAAUCUACCAUCAAGAAAUUCGAACUUAGCUUGUGGCUCUAAAAAUAUUUGUUUAUUUAAUAUCUAUGGUAGCCUGUAUCCAGUUUUAUUAUUCCUGUAGUUGUGGUCAUUGUUUUGGUAAACCUUACAGGUCAUUUUACUUCUACCUGGAAAGCUACAGCAGUCAUGCUGAUUCAAACAGAGGAUUCAUGAAUCUCUUUAAAUUUAUAUUUAUUUCUGUCCUAGGGACUGUACCAAUCAGCUUUGAGAAAGCUGUGUGCAGUUUUGUUUACGCGAGUUAACUAUCUUAUCUUUGUACAAAAAGCAUCGUUCAUGAAAGAUUGUGUUCUCCAAAAAUGUUUGUUUUUAGCAUGGUUUGUUUUGCAGUUGAGUGACAAGAUUAGUUUGAUAUUAUGUACUUAGGCAUUUUACAGGGUCCCCUCUUUUAGGUAGAUUUCAUAGAAACCUGCCUCUUCCGAUUGGCAUGACAGAAUUUGCAGGAGAUUUUUUUGAUUUUCUCCAAUCAUGACCCUCAGAAUCUAAAACCACCAUAAAAUAUAAAUAUAUUGUGAACACAAUAACUGCUGUAGUUUUUAAAAUAUCCCGACUUAACUUGAUUCAAAGUCAGUGCUUGCACAUAGCUUGUAUGAGUUCGUUAGUCAGUCUUAACCAGUAAAUGUAACAAGGUGCUCUAGCCAUUCAUAUUCAAGUAAAACCUUUAACCCAACGUACACAAAAAAUCUUUUACAUACCGUACUGCAGUUCUUAAUAGAUACAGAUCAAACUUAGUGCAGAGGCAGUAUUAGGAUAUAGUUUCGAUGAAUCGUCAGCCAGAAAUCAUUAGAAUAUUUAAAGAUGGCAGAUAUUCACCUUUGGGUAAAAUAUUUAUUUUGAGGAUUCCAGAAAAUCAAAUAUAAAUGUCAAUGUAAAUCAAUUAUAUUUAUUGUAAAUAUAAAUCAAAAUUAACACUUUUCAUAAAACUUCGAAGUAGUGCCAAGCAACAUUUAUUCCUACUCAUUUUUCGAAAACUUUUGGUUUCUAGAUGAAGUCCAUUUAAAAUUAUAGAAGUAUGCAGUUGAACUGUUAUAAGUGAAUAUGUCUACAUACAUAAUUACAGAUUAAUUGUAACUAAAUCAAGUCCACAAUUUACAAAGAAAUACAAUUUAGUUGAAGUGACACUCUGCCUAUCUUUACCAUGUUCUUGUUCAAUGUACAGGUACUGUACAUAAUACAAAUAUUUACAAAGAAAUGUAUCUGGUAAUAGAAAUUUGUGUCUAGCAAAGUUUAAAGAUUAUGGAUUUUCUUAAUAGUUGAGAGUGUUACAUAUUAACAUUGACAGUUAUUGCCAAUCACUGUUGUGCGAAUCAAACAUAUAAUUUUGUAAUGCAUCUUCAGUUUGACUUUUCGAGAUGAUGCCCUCAUAUAAAAUCUAUCUUUCCUACGACUGUUGUGCAUUAAUUCUCCAAUUUGGGCCCUUUGUUUGUCUUGUUAUUUAUCAGUGAUAACAUCCAUGAUGUAAAUUUCUGCUUUAUGCUGAUGGUAUUAAGAGCCGGCCGUAAUAAAAUGACCGUGAUUCCCCCCCCCCUCCAGUAAGAACAAUCUUAAAGAAAUUUUUAAAAACUCAAGAUACAUCUGGUUCUUAAGGUCUUGUUACAUUCACGAGCUGUGCAAUCGGCAACUGAUUCUGUUGUAGAGUGGGCUGUAUACUACUCAGUAAUUAGAUGUUCUGGUAAAUACUUAAUAAACUGAUACAAUAUAGUAUCUAACGAUCUGACAGAACAUAACGGAAGUCUUUAAUGAACUAACUGCUACUUUUUCCCUCGAUUAGUGACAAUUUAUAAAUCAAAAUUAUCCUUUUACAUACUUAUCAAUUGUGGAAAGUUCAGGUUGUAUUAUGAAAUAUACACUGCAAAUUAUAAGGCUGACUGGCAGUGGUGAUUGCGUGUCCUGACUAACAUAGCUUGUGAUAAAACUGACUAUAACUGUGGUGACCUUUGAUCUUUUGGCCCUAAAAUCAAUAGUUCUUCCAUGGAACCAAGGUCUUUGUACCAAGUGUUAAGUCCCUAGGACCAGAGUUAUUGCAUGUAGACAGACAGCAACACAAUUUUAAGAAGAAUCUGAUGGACCCUUUACAAAUUAUAUUUUUAUUACAUUACUUGCCAAAUUGUAUUGGAUGUGAAAAUUACAUGUCAACUAUGAGACUGUGACUUGAUUUCUCACCUUAGUGUAACCAAAGUUCCAUUUCUCCGAGUGUUAAAUGCCUGGAGCUCAGGUCUCCUUUGUUUGCUUUAUUAAAGUCUUUGCUCAAUGGAUUAAUAGGCGUGUUUUAGUAUUGAGUGGGCACAUUCAAAUUUACAUUACACUUUUAUCAUGGAUUUUUUCAUCUAAGCCUCUUUUUUUAAUACAAUCACAAAAAGGUUUCUUGGACCAUCAAACUACUUUCACGUUUACUAUAAAUAAGGAAAAUAUAUAGAAAUUGAUUUGUGGCCUUUUUAAAAUAAGUCUUUUUGCAUGUACGAGUUGACUGUUCAUAUGUCUGAACUUUCUUGUCAUCCUUCAAAAUAAUUGUUCUGCUUACUAACGUUUUUGAAAUUUUUCUGAAGAGAAGUGAUAUUAAUAAUUCAUUUAUAAAAAAAAAAUCAAUAAAACUAACAUUAAUACACAAUGUAUUUUAAUAUAAAACUUGAUUGCAUUAAUCCUUUGUUAUUGUUUACUGUUAUAAUAACAGUGAAUUAUUUUAUAGUUACAAAGUAUUUCAUUUUUAAUGGUUAAGCGGGAACAACUGUGUCACGCAAUUGGACAAUUGCUCUAAAACGUCUACAAUCAUGUAUUGUCCGGAAUCUGAUAUAGUUUACUGGUAGGUUAUUGUUAUCACAAAACGCAAAGAGGUGCGUAAUAUAUUAUUGAAAAUAAUACAUUUGUAUAAUAUGUACAUACAAUUGAUAUAUUAUUGUAAUAAGUAAUUUCUUAGGAGAUAUUGUAUAAAAGUUCAUUGAUCUCUAGGCUAUAGGCUUGUUGUCGUAAUUUCACAAUUUUUGUAUAUAAGAGUUUGUUGUACACUUAAGAAGGAUUGCCUUGGCUAUAUUAUUUAUAAAAUAACAAUAAAUAAUACAACCUAGUGUGUAUAUUUGUAAAAAUGUAAGCUUUAAUUAUCUACGUUACGAAUAACAGACCUUAGUUUUUUCUACAAAAAGUUAUAUAGAGAUAUAUAGUAACUGUUAUUACUUUGAGUUUUUUAUUUAGUAAAACAUAGGAAAAUGUUGUGGAUUAGUUUUAAAGUUUGAGUGUGUUUGAGUAAAUAAAAUUCGGACUUCAAAGGAACGCUUAGUUUUUCUGUUCAGUGUGUUUACCUUGCAAGUUUCUUUGCUUGUUGAAUAGCUUUGAAAUGCUGUGCCACGAAAAACCAAAAUUAUUUUUUAUUCUUUAGAAAAUUAGAUCUAUUGUGAUAUACCACUCUCUGUCAAUAUACAGUACCUUAAAUGUACAGUGUUUCAUUUUGUACAAUAAUAAAUUGUACCCAAAUUUUAAAAA